Temnothorax curvispinosus is the source of this 5135-nucleotide messenger RNA. It is a transcript of the gene beta-Man, whose product is annotated as beta-mannosidase. Gene Ontology annotation, biological process: carbohydrate metabolic process; glycoprotein catabolic process. The record is from RefSeq and is a predicted model, not a curated record. The coding region runs from base 232 to 4989 and encodes 1585 amino acids. The transcript is spliced from 16 exons. NCBI's taxonomy places the organism in Eukaryota, Metazoa, Arthropoda, Insecta, Hymenoptera, Formicidae. Gene Ontology annotation, molecular function: beta-mannosidase activity.
GCCAAUUGGCUACCGCGUCGCAGCUUGCCAUCUCAUCGUUCUCACCGCAUAUAUGGAGUUUUAGCAAUAUUCUUUAUUUACAUUUCGUUAAGGUGAUCAAAAUUUCGCGCCAGGGAUAAAGCUGUGGGACCGUGCCUCUGUCCCUCCGAAGGUAUAUCGAUAAGAAGAAGAGGAGGAAGGACGAACGUGCGACGUGCGAUUUUCACGAGUCCAUUUUAUUUCCGACGAGAGAUGUCCGACGGCAUGGAGCGAGAGAAAAAUAAGAGGUUAACCGCGAGGGAAAUCGAAGAAGAGGAAAUGAAGCGCAAGCUCACAGGUAUUGGGAUAUAUGAGCCAGGGAUUACCUUUAAACAAAUGAAAAGACUACUCGAAUUUGUCAAUGAGUCUCAAGAUACAUCAAACAUUGCUUCCAAUAAUAAAAAUACGCAAGAGGGGACACAACAUUCCGAUAACGAGUGCCUAUCAGAUAUUACAUCUGAUGUAAACAUACAGCAAGAAGUGACUUUGCAGGAGUGCACAGAGAUGCCAAGACCAUCGUAUUUAUACAAACUGAAUCGCACGUCUCCGACUAUGCACGAACGUAAAAGCGUUCACUAUAUCAACAGUCCGGAAUCUCCGUCCCUUUUCGAAGCACGGAACCCUGUGCACAGGCGUAAGAGCUCCGACAGCGACGAGCUAUUCGAGAAACAGUACGAUAGCACCAACUCCACGCACAGUACAAAUCGAUAUCCCUCGCUGAGAUCGGGAAACGUUUCGCGGGAAUGUCAGAACGCGACGGAGAGAAGAACGGCUCAGGACGCACAGGGUGAAGUCGUCCAGAAGUUGGAAAGAUGGCGAUUAAACCCGCUCGAUGUCAACAUCAACGAAAACGACGUGCCUUUGCGACAGCCAAAUCGAUCUUCGACUCGGGAACGUAUACCGUUUGAGCAUUGCAAAGAAGCACACAUGUCUUCUGAUCAGAGCGACCAAGUAAUACGUUCCGUGAGCCAGCAUUUGAAGGAAAUAGCAGACUUAUGGUACAGUUGGCGCCCCAUUACCAAUUCGAUAUUUCAAUGGGGGUCACCCAUUCAGGUCGGCGCCGCUAACGGUAGCUUGGAUAAAAAACCAUUAACAGAUCCUAAGAUCGAACAGAUCCCAGCGGAAUGUACAUACCGGGAUGGUCACGAGCGAGCUAGUAAACGUAAAGCAAAUACUCUCAUCGCUAAUCUGAAUAAAGACAGUUCCACCGAGGACGAAGACGGCAGUCGAUACGACUUUGUUCGAGUUAAAAAAAAGAGAGCUCAAUCGAAUAACGUAACGUGUGCUACGAAUCAACAAGCGCAUACCGGUCAUAAUAAAGCAACAUCAGACAUUAUCGCGUCUUUCAGCGAUGAUAAUAUCGACACGGAUAUUGACAAUGAAUCUAAACAUUUAUCCAAAAAAAGAACCAAUGAAAAGGAUGAAAGAGUAUCGCCUGAAUUAACCGCAUAUCCUAGAAAAAUAACACCUCCCAAUCCUAAGACGCGUUUGGGUCUGACUAGACAAAGACGGGGAAACGCUACAUCGAAAGCGUCUCCAAAGACGCGGCGCACUAAUGAGAAUAAAGUUGAACAGGCAAGAGCUCAAAAGAAAGACAAUAGAAUGACGGCAGAAGAAAUCCGUCAAAAACUGGAAGAAGAUUGGAAUAAUGAGGAGGAAGAGGAAGACGUUGUGGUGGAGGACGUGGAAAUUCGGCCGCUGCCGAUAUCGAGAGAAAUGCGAUCUAGAUUACGAGAGAAACGACUGUCACUGUCGAAAACAGCGAAGGAGACGCAGGCAACGGCGAAAGAGGAAGAGAACGAUGAGGGGCGGAACAAAAAGAAGAGACUGAGACUCUGCGAACAACGGAAGGAAAAGGAAUUGUGUAGGAUAGAGAAUAGAAACGGAGCCUGGGAGCAUCAACUAUUAUCUGAUGAUGAGGAUAAAUCAGCCGAGAUAAAUCAAGAUGCACAGAAUGGUAAUCAGUCCGAAAAUGUACCUACUACGACAAAGAAUGUAAGUUGUCCUAUAUGCAAUAAGUGGUUUCCACAUAACGAGAUAGAGGAUCAUGCCGCUGAUUGCGAACAAUUCGAGACAAAUAACGACACGAAUCAGUUAGAAUGUAAUAUAUGCAACAAUUACAAGACGAAUAAUGGAGUGGAGUAUGAGGAACAUGUUCAGCAGUGUAUAAAUAAUAGGAAUGAUCAAAGACACUCACGUGGAUCUGAAGAUACCAAUACCACCUCUACCUCAUCCUUUCGCAAUUUUAUACCAAUCAGUGAACAGAAAGAUUCCGAGAUAGAUUACUUGGACAAAAAGCCCUUCGAAGAAUGCAACAAUGAUGCCAAUUUCAGUGCGACUGUUCCUGGAGGAAUUUAUACAGACUUGCGUAAGAACAACAUAAUAGAGAACAAUCUGCAUGGAAGAAACGAUAUCAAUAAUCGUUGGGUCGGAAAUCAAUCUGUGAUUUAUACUAAAAAUUUUAGCGUGCGCGAAAAUUUUCUAAAAGCUCGCAAGAUAGUCUUGAUUUUUCAUGGAAUUGAUACAUUUGCCAAUAUUUCUUUGAACAAUCAUGUAGUCGGAGAGGGUUCAAAUAUGUUCGUACGAUAUAUUUUUGACGUGACAGAUGUUAUUAAGAAAGGACAGAAUUUACUGAAAGUCACAUUUCAUUCAGCUGUUAAAGCAGCUGAAGAUUUAUACAAUGAGCAAAAGAAAAAUUACGUUGUACCACCAGUGUGUGUACCUAAGGAAUACAACGGACAAUGUCAUGUAAAUCACAUUCGUAAGAUGCAGGCCAGUUUCUCAUGGGAUUGGGGACCCGCUUUUCCCUCGGUUGGCAUCUGGAGAGAUGUUGAAUUGAUUCCCGUAAAUGAUAUAUUGAUUAACGACAUUACGACUGACAUACGCAAAGAGAAUGAUGCCUGGAACAUCCUCGUUACGAUAUUUCUCGAGGCAACGCAGAGCGAGGAUGAAAGAUUCACGAAAAUCAGUUGUCAUAUAGCAUCGAUAUUGCAUAUUUCGCAAAGUAAAGUUAUCAGCAAUGUCAGUGAGGUUGUAUUUGACGCAAAUGGAAAAUACAUAAAUGUUAACAUUUCGCUCAUCGUACCUGCGGAUACCAUUGAGAAUUGGUGGCCGAAUGGUUAUGGCAAGCAACAGUUGUACUACUUAACUACCACUGUGACAACGACAAACGAUGCACUAUACAAGCGGAUUCGUAUAGGCUUUCGAACGGUUGAGCUGGUGGAGGAACCUCUGAAGAAAGGAUUGAGUUUUUAUUUUCGCAUAAACGGCGUAUCAAUCUUCGCCAAAGGCAGCAACUUUAUUCCAGCCAGUGUCUUUCCCGAGCUAGGUGCGAAAGAAGACACCAUCAGGCACUUGUUGUUAUCCGUCAAAGGGACACACAUGAAUAUGCUGAGAGUGUGGGGCGGUGGUGUCUACGAAUCGAAAUUAUUUUACGACUUGGCCGAUGAAUAUGGAAUCAUGAUUUGGCAAGAUUUCAUGUUUGCAUGCGCCAUGUACCCCACGAGCGACUCAUUCCUGGGUAGUGUAAAAGAAGAAAUAUUACAAAAUGUAAUACGUUUGAAAAACCAUCCAAGCAUCGUGCUUUGGGCUGGCAAUAACGAAAAUGAGGCAGCGCUUUAUGGAAAUUGGUACGGAACCGGUUCUGCUCAGGUGUAUAGAGAGGAUUACGUGAAACUUUACGUGAAUCUAUUGAAGACGGAAGUGGAGAAAUUAGAUCCUGUAAGACCAUUCGUCGUGUCUAGUCCAGGCAACGGAGCAUACGAAGAAACGUACAAUUAUACUGGAGUAAAUCCUUAUUCGAAUCUCUACGGUGACGUUCACUAUUACAACUACAUCAGAAAUGGAUGGGAUAUCACUCAGUAUCCUCGGACGAGAUUUUGCUCUGAGUAUGGAUUUCAAUCUUGGCCGUCGAUAUACACGAUAGCGACUGCUAUAGAAAGCACGAAAGAUCUUCAUGUCAACAGCGAUUUCGUAAAACACAGACAACAUCAACCAUUCGGCAAUCAAUAUAUGCGGCUGCUGAUCUUGCACAACUUUGUUAUACCGCAAAGUAACAACAGCGUUCGAGAUUUCGCGAGUUAUAUAUACCUCAGUCAGGUUAAUCAAGCAGUUUCUAUAAAGAUACAGACGGAAGCGUAUAGGCAAGCCAAGUCAGAGGUGAAUUCCUUAGGUGAGGGUAUGACAAUGGGAGCUCUCUAUUGGCAGCUGAAUGAUGUUUGGCAAGCUCCUUCGUGGUCUUCCAUAGAUAUCGAAGGUCGCUGGAAAAUGUUGCAUUAUUAUGCCAAGGAUUUCUUCGCGCCCAUUAUCGUUACACCACAUUUGUCUACCUCCAACGAGCUCUCGAUAUAUGUAAUAUCUGAUCGAUUGUACACCUUAACAAAUUGUACAGUAAAACUUUAUGUUUACAAAUGGGAAUCCAUGAAAUCUAUAUUUGCAUUAUUCUUCAAUGAUAUUAUAAUAGAAUCUAAUAAAGCCAUGAAAGUUACAUCGUUUUGGUUAGACGCGUUCCUGCUUCGAGCGGGUUGUGGGUCAUCCUUGAAAUCCGCCAAAAAAUCCUGCAUAGUCACUUUAUCUCUCACGAAUAAAUCUGGAUCCCUAAUCGCGCCAGUCAAUUACAUAUAUCCUGAUGCGUUAAAAAACGCAGAUGUACCAGUAGCCAAUGUCACUAUGAAGAUCGAAGAGAAUCAUUUACCUGGGAAACUUUCCAAUUAUGCAGAUUUCAAAAUUGUAUUAUCGACAGAUAACAUAGCGCUAUUCGUGUGGUUAGAAGUAGGCAAUAUACGUGGUCGUUUUUCGGAUAAUGGCUUUCAUAUAUUUGUAAAAGAGAAAGAAAUUAUUUUCCACGCGCAUGAAGCAACCACAGUUGAAUUAUUACGGAACAAUAUAAAACUCACACAUAUAUCGAAUAUUUACAAUACACAUGGCAAUUUUGAUGAUGAUUCCUUUGUUAAAAGGACAAAGUUAGAUUAGUCAAAACCUUCUAUAAUGCAUUGUAUAUAAAGCGUCGGUUGAAAAUUACUUCAACAAUUGUACAUACAGUCCCUUUAAAUUACGAUAAAUACUAUAUGUAUCAACUUUUUAUCGCGACACAAAUAAACUCCUUCAUUUAUAUUAUA